Messenger RNA from Theileria equi strain WA, 381 nucleotides. RefSeq lists its product as hypothetical. The coding region runs from base 1 to 381 and encodes 126 amino acids. The transcript is spliced from 2 exons. NCBI's taxonomy places the organism in Eukaryota, Apicomplexa, Aconoidasida, Piroplasmida, Theileriidae. The record is from RefSeq and is a predicted model, not a curated record.
AUGUUCGUGCAGUGUGUAAAAGGGCAUAGUCAAAAGAGGAUCCAAGAUUCCCUAGACCUUGUAAAGGCAAGUGACUUGGAUAAUCUCAGCGCUAACGUCGAAACGCUGAUGGAUGUGCUAGCCAAGGUUGAACACAUUUCCUUCAUAAAUCUCGGAGACGUGUUUGGCAGCGUAAUGUGUCAAAGCGUCUUUGAUACUGUACACCAGUGCUGUGUAAAGAACUUUAUCGCAGCAGCAAAAAUGCGAGGUGUAAAUACUGGACUUAAUGUUUCGAAAACGCGCAAGUGCGAGGAGACCAUCAUUCACGGGGAGAUGGAAAGGUUGAAAACGUUCUUAGAAAUGCAGGAAAAGGAUAUUUGUGUAGUUCAGACUGCGUUUUGA